Messenger RNA from Rhizopus microsporus ATCC 52813, 1927 nucleotides. RefSeq lists its product as uncharacterized. Bases 289 to 1704 code for a protein of 471 amino acids. NCBI's taxonomy places the organism in Eukaryota, Fungi, Mucoromycota, Mucoromycetes, Mucorales, Rhizopodaceae. Gene Ontology annotation, molecular function: methyltransferase activity. The record is from RefSeq and is a predicted model, not a curated record. The transcript is spliced from 4 exons.
GAUAAUAUGAAGAUAAUAGUAAUAAAAGUAGUAUUUUGUGCCAUUAUAUCUAUUGAUACAAGCUAACAGCAGUAAUAAGCAAACAGUACCUUGGUUAGAUCUCGUUUAAGUUGGUAGUAGGACUGUUAGAACAGACUGAUUAUCGGAUGUUUGAAACUUGAUAAUUACCAAAAUUAGUAAAGAAAAAAAAGAUUUACAAUGAGCAUUGGUAGCUUACAAUAUCUCUUCUUUUUCUUUCUUAGUCUCCUUUUUGCUUAAAAGCAAAGCUAUAGUACACACAGAACUCAAAUGGGCAGUGCUGCCUCUCGUGGAAUUUAUAAAAAGAAGAAACAACAAAGUGAUCAAGCUGUCUGUGAUGAACAAGAAUUUGAAGAACCAUUGUCGUGCAGAAAAGAUUGUCAAUCCAUUUCUGCUUCAAGAACCACUUCUAUUAGUCGAUCAAGUUCAAUUCUUAGUGACAUGAAAGGAUGUAUGCAAAGAAUGCUAAGCAAGCCAUCAUCCAGCUUGGAAGUGUCGAUUCAUUCUCUAAGGAACAACACAAUCAAAAGUGUAAGCAGCUCAGCGUCAUUCGAUUUAAAUCUCAAAGCAUGCCAGGAUGAAAAGUACUUUCUUGGUGCUGACGAUAUGGCUCAAGAUUACCUUUUAAGUGUCCACUAUGUUGUUAAACACUUGUUUGGCAGCGACUUUUCCCCUCCAAUCUACGAUCUUUUAUCCAACUCGAUCUCUGUCGCAAAGGAUCCCGUUUCUAGUCCUCAUACCCCCAUCACUCCUCCUUUUGAAAAUUGCUGUCGACCUAUGAGUGACCAAGGCACUGUACCUCGGGUACUAGACAUCGUCUGUGGACCUGGCACUUGGAUCAUGGAAAUGGCAUCCACUUUCCCCGAUGCUCAAUUUUAUGGUAUUGAUUUUGUCACAAGCUAUCCUAAAAACAUCAAGCCUCGUAAUGCCCAUUUCUUGACUACCGACUUCUUAGGUCCGUCUGGACUUCCUUUUCCGGAUAUGCAUUUUGAUUUUAUUCACAUGAGACUUGUUUGGAGCUACUUUUCCAAAUCGGACAUGCAGUUUGUUAUGUCUGAAGUAUUUCGUGUACUCAAGCCUGGUGGGUAUUUUGAAAUAAGGGAUUGUGAUCCCGUUUUGAAAAAUCUUGGACCUACUGGCACACAAGUAUUUGAAAACUUUGUCUCGUACGUCCAUGAGCAACAUAACAUAGACGUAACCUGGACACAAAAACUGCCCACGCUCCUUGAACAUUUGGGGAAAUUGACAGACAUUCAUCAACAAGUAUCCACGCUUGCUUUUGAAGAACCUGGCUCAAUGAAGGCAUGUAUCAAUAGCUGUCUUAUUGAUUCCAUCAGAAGCUGUAAACGACUAUUCAUGGAGGCAUGUAACCUUUCUUUGGAUGAAUGUGAAAUGGCCAUACAGGGAAUAAUCGAUGAAGGAUUGGUCAAUCGGUCUUAUUUAAAUUUUUACGUUUGUUGGGGCCGAAAGUCACUGGUGACUGAACAACUGGUGACCACAAGUUCACCUAGUCGACAAGAGUCUGCUCAUUCCUCUUCCUGUGCAGAUAACUAUUGGGCCUGUAAAGAUGAUACAAACGUUUUACCACUGACACCCUGUCAAUCGCCUGAUGAGCUUCUUGAUUCCGAAGCUAUAUCGGAAAGUGCCGAUUACAUCUAUCAAUUUGCUAGAGGCUUUGUUGAGUAAGGAGAGAGAAAAAAAAAAUGAUACCUUAGACAAAGAUACCUUUUCAUAAAAAAAAAUAUGCUUCUACCUGGUCUUGUAAAUAUUAUUUUAUUUGAAUACUCUCUCUUUAAGAAAUAAACACUACAUGAAAUUAAUUAAAAGGGUUAAAUGAUAAGCUGAUAUUAUCAGCAUACUGGAUGAUCCCUUUGUUUGCUGAUAUAGAUGCUGUUCGUUCGGGUCAUAC